Amphimedon queenslandica is the source of this 861-nucleotide messenger RNA. Its product is annotated as putative defense protein Hdd11. The coding region runs from base 1 to 861 and encodes 286 amino acids. The transcript is spliced from 6 exons. The record is from RefSeq and is a predicted model, not a curated record. Lineage: Eukaryota; Metazoa; Porifera; Demospongiae; Haplosclerida; Niphatidae. Gene Ontology annotation, cellular component: membrane.
AUGUUGUUGUAUUGUGUUCUGCCUUCAAUCCAAUUCAUUACGAUUUUAAAUUUAGCCGCGCCUUUUACCUAUUUUGUUCACCCAGUUGCUUUCCUUCUCCAGCUCUCUUUCUUUCUUGCUCAUUCUUAUUCCAGCGGUCCACCGGCUGGCGUUUGUUCCUCUCUCGUUCCUGGCCACUCUUCUUCAACGGGUGGGCCCAAUCCAGGUGGCUUCUACAUCUUCUCUGAUCUGAUCGACAAUGGUGGCGACUACAAUGCCAGCCAGUCCUACACUAUUCGCUUGGCAGGUAGCCGCCAGUUUAAAGGGUUGAUGAUUCAAGCCAGGGAGGCUGGCACCACAAAUUUAAUUGGCAGUUUUUCUAAUUUACCUUCUGGGACUAAAACACUAACCUGUGGUUCUUCUUCGUCAGCUACGGUCACUCAUUCAGAUUCUAGUUUAAAGAAUAGCGUCACAGUAACAUGGACUGCUCCAGAUACUGCUGGCAUGCUUGAAAUCAGGUAUACUGUGGUCAUAAGGAAUGAUGGCAGUAGUAUAUUCUAUGCAAACAUGAACGCUGGUGAUUUCAGACCUGGUAGCACUGAGAUAUGUCCAAUGACUGAUAAGGUAAGUUCCAUAAAUCCUUACAAUAUUCUAUAUACAUAUCUAUCAAAUUACUUAAGUGCUGACAUGUACCUUAUUUACUUAAAUAAAAGCCCUGGCGUCUAUUUCCUAAAAUGGUACUUGGACCUCCAAAAAAAUUUUUUAAAUAAAAUAAAUCUUGGGCCCAGAGUGGGAUUGGAACUACUGACCUUACACAUUCGACUUCAGGAACUUAAAGGAAGUAUCUACAAGGCAUCUGAGUUGUUUUUAGCCUACGUGUAG